Pocillopora meandrina is the source of this 704-nucleotide messenger RNA. Lineage: Eukaryota; Metazoa; Cnidaria; Anthozoa; Scleractinia; Pocilloporidae. The record is from the annotation of a GenBank genome assembly.
AUGGCGUAUUUAUCGAAGGUGUUGUUGCUGAACCAAGAAAGAGUGAACAGUAUGGAGUCUAAGACGCUAAAAACACGCACGAAGGUAAACACAGUUCGGGGUAGACCCGCGGUCCGCGAACUUUAUGAGAGAUCAAUUUACGAGCGAACUCAUGAUUAUGAGUGAACGUUCUCACUAUCGAGGGUUAUGCAAUAUCAAAUCAGCUAUUUACUGUUAAGCUACGUAGACUUUAUCGUGUAUUUAGACGUGAUCGAGAACCCAGUAGAAUACCAGUGCGAACCCUGAAAUGUCUGAGGAACAAGAGCAGAAAACUUAUGGAAUUUGUUUACAAGCGUAUUCUUCCAAGUAUACCAAAGUCUUCCAAGCUGCAAUGUUACACUCAUGUGAAGGUCAGAAAAUUUUCAAAAAUUGAAAAACAUAAAUGUAAGCGUAGUACAAAGAUAAUAAACUUAAAUAAAAUCACACAGCAUGAAACGGUUUUGCUGAAUUGUUCCAGGAGGGUUUAUCAAAGGAUAAUUAAGUGGAAAUACAAAGCUAGAGAGUAUUUGUUAUUGUUUCCUUGUAGGAGAGUUAUGUGUCUUUAUAAGACCGAGACCAACAUAUCUAAUUAUUGUAAGAUUAAGUUGACGACAGAUAUGGAAAAGAAUCCUGGUCCAAUUUCGUUGUACAUUGACACAAAAUAUUUUACCGAGUGCGUAUUAUAG